Rattus norvegicus (Norway rat) is the source of this 1953-nucleotide messenger RNA. Lineage: Eukaryota; Metazoa; Chordata; Mammalia; Rodentia; Muridae. The record is from RefSeq and is a predicted model, not a curated record.
GGCUUCUUGCAGAAGACCAGCAUAAUGCACACUUUACUUUCAUCUCUGGAGGAGUCUCAGGACCACUCACGGAGAUGAAGAUCUACAGAAGAAUGACAGAUGGAAAUUACUCCCUGGUGACAGAAUUUAUUUUGGAAGGCUUAACUGACCAGCCAAAACUCCAAAUGCCUCUAUUUUUUCUGUUUCUAGGAAUCUAUGUGGUUACUAUUGUAGCUAAUCUGGGAUUAAUUACACUGAUUUCAUUGAAUUCACAUCUUCACACACCCAUGUAUUAUUUCCUCUUUAACCUGUCAUUUGUAGAUAUUUGUUACUCUUCUGUCUUUACCCCCAAAAUGCUAAUUAAUUUUGUGGUAGAGAAGAACACCAUCUCCUAUACUGGCUGCCUGACUCAACUCUACUUCUUCUGUUUUUUUGUCAUUACGGAAUGCUAUAUACUGACUGCAAUGGCAUAUGACCGUUAUGUGGCUAUUUGCAAACCACUGCUUUAUAAUGUUAUAUUAUCUCCCCGGAUAUGUGCUCUGUUCAUGUUUGGGGCAUAUGUGAUGGGAUUUUGGGGUUCCUUGGCCCAUACUCUUUGCAUGGCAAGACUGACCUUCUGUGAUGCAAACCUUGUCAAUCACUAUCUGUGUGACAUUCUCCCUGUGCUCCAGCUUUCCUGCACCAGCACUUACAACAACGAAGUUGUGGUCUUUGUUCUGGUUGGCAUGAAUAUUGUCGUGUCUAGCAGUACCACGUUUGUCUCUUAUGGUUUUAUCAUUGCCAAUAUCUUACGUAUCAGCUCCACACAGGGUAGGGCUAAGGCCUUCAACACUUGCAGUUCACACAUAAUGACUAUCUCACUCUUCUGUGGAUCGGCAAUAUUUAUGUACAUGCAACCUUCUGAUGUAGAGUCUAUGGACAAGGGAAAAGUGGCCUCGGUAUUUUACACCAAUGUUGCUCCCAUGCUGAACCCCUUGAUCUACAGCUUAAGGAAUAAGGAUGUCAAACUUGCUCUAAAGAAAACUCUGAAAAGAAAACUAUUUUCUUGACUUGAAAUAGGGAAGUGUUAGAAGUAAAUAACUCUCUUGAUUUAGUUUGAGAUAUUUAUUGUAGCUAGAUAAGCAUAAUUAGAUAAUUCAAAUAUAACUCACUAGCUUCAUUAAUUUAGAGCUAUAUUUCCUCUAUUCAUAGCUUUUCUUCACUUUCUUUGUUUUCUUUUUGUGCAACUAUAUAGAUCAUUUUAUACUUGAGACACCAAGAAACAAGUAAAAAGUAUUGUGCUUUAAUAUUUUCUAUAUGGAAAUAUGGUUAUUACAUGGAAAAAUACUAUUGAUUAGAUAAGUAACUAACCAAAUAACAUCACCCACCACCCAUUUAUACAGUGAGAUAAGAGGAUGAUUAUGCCUAUGAAUCCCACUCUGCUGUGUGGUUUUGGUGUCCCAGCGGAAUUCCUAUGACACAGUAACAGAGUCAGGUGUUUUUUCACAAAAUCAAUACCAAUGAACAAAAUUGAUGAGAAUUUUGAAAACUGUGUUAGCUAUUCUUUCAUGCUUUUGGUAGCAGCUACAAAUCUGUAUCAGUUCCUCUUACCUUAAGAGAUCAUUAAGGACAAACAUUAAGACCAUAUAAACGCAUGCUGAAAGUAAAUACCACAGGGAAUAUGGUCUUUCAACAUUUGGUCUCCAAGAGUCUCUGAUGCAUUGCGAUAAACUUUCUUUACUGUUUUUUGUACUGUUUGUUAGAACUAUUAUUUGAUGUAGUUGUUGAAUAAAAGACAUAUCUGUUUCCUCUAAUACAUAAGUCUCUUUGUUUGGAAUAUAGUAACCUAAAAUAAACUGCAUAGUUAUUAUGUCCCAAGAGAUAAAGAUUCAGUUUGUUUUGCCUUUGUAUAAGACAUUAUGACCAAGAUUGAAAAUUUGCUUUAUAAAUGUUUCAGAAGUAUUUUAAGUGUUUAUAAAAUUACUGUUACAUCUA